ACAUAUGGCCGUAUUGUUUCGUUUGUCGAUGAUGAUGUUUUCUGUGGUUUUGUUAUAUCUCUGCACCGUGGUCACGGCAGAUGAUCUGUCCGCACCGAAGAAUUGCAAAGAGAUUUGUAUCACGAUGUUUGAUGGGUCUGAAGAAGAUGCUUGUUCCCGAGGCUGUGAAUUCACUGAAUCUUGUGCUGAUACAUACAAGCUGGAUGCAAAACUAGUGGCUGCUUGCAAAGUAGGCUGUGAAACAAGUCUUGGUCGCUCGUCCAUUACAUUUAGACUUCUACCGAUCCAAAGCUUCUUCGGGACUUUCCUCGAUAGAAUUCGUCAGUUAUUUGGUGUAAAUGAUGGUCCGGAAGUCAGUCUGGAUAGCAAAGCUAGUAACGUGAACAGCAAUACAGGCUCAGAUUCUGGCAACCAUGUGGUUAUAUCACGUGUUCGCAUUUUACAUAACUUUGUUCCAUUUGAUGCACCCGAAAAUCUGCUGGAAUCAUUCGGCAUGAAACCACUCAUAAACUCACCAGAAUUUAUGCCACAAAAUAAUGAUGUCCAUCAUAAAGCGCCAAGAGUUGACGAUAGAAAUAUCAUCGGUUUCCGCACCAUCCAGGAUGAAGAUGAAUCAUAUGAACAUCGGCCUACAGCUAUUAGAAGAGUUACUUACUUCUUUCGACACAUUAUGCUUAAACCACUUCUCUUGCCAUUUCUUAUUGCACUGUUGCUUGUGAUACUCUUAUUAAUGGUGAAGCUGACCAUUCAUGCUUGUCGUUUACGAGAACAUCACAAUAUAGAGUAUACUCGUUUGCCGACGUAUAUUGAAGCGGUGAAUGUGAAGGUACCACUAUGUGAAGACAGAGUAAAAAGUGAGAAGUGUGAAAAAGCCCCAGUCGAUGCCUAAUUUCAAUGGAAUUUAUUUCAUUGAAUUCUCUCUCUGAAUAGUUGUGAUAAUAAAGACAUUAUUCUGUUACCGCUUCCAUAAUUACCACGUGCUCACGAACACUUAAACAUAAAAGUUAUUCGCACGUUUUGACGUUUUUUCUCACAUUUUUGUUGUGGAGCUUUGGCCUGUUAUCUUAUUGCCAUAAGACGUGGACUGAGAUAGUUUUUUUCUGGGCAUUGUUUUGAUAAACUUAGUUGUUCCUCACUUUCCGUUCUUCUUGCUACUGUUAACCUUCGCCAGUCAUUACAAUUCCCUUGCGGCUACGUUGUUCUAUGCAUUGUGUGCCUAAAUAAAUUUCUUCUC
This is a messenger RNA of Heterobilharzia americana, 1234 nucleotides long. The record is from the annotation of a GenBank genome assembly. Lineage: Eukaryota; Metazoa; Platyhelminthes; Trematoda; Strigeidida; Schistosomatidae.